This is a messenger RNA of Cladocopium goreaui, 6135 nucleotides long. Lineage: Eukaryota; Dinophyceae; Suessiales; Symbiodiniaceae. The record is from the annotation of a GenBank genome assembly.
AUGUUCGGGUUGUUUGGUCGGAAACCUGCGGCACCACCGCCACCUCCAGCACCUGAAGACCCCAAUGCACCCCCCCCAUUGCCCCCACCUGAUGAGCCACCUCCACCAGCUGUGCCAUCAGCACCUGCCAUCCCAGAGGAACCGCAGGAGCCGCCCAAGGCCCCUGAGGCACCAGUGGAGGGGCCGCCAAGUCCGCCACCCAAGGCCUCAAAGCCUGGCUGGUUCAGCUCCCUCUUCAGCUCCAAACCAAAGGCUCCAGCACCACCGGCCCCGCCAGGCCAGGAUGCACCUCAGCCGCCAGGUCCCGAACCUCCUGUAGCUCCGGAACUGCCAAAAGCAAUGCCGCUGCCGCCUGCUGCGACUUUGCCGGCGCCCAUGUUGCCACCAACCACUUUGCCACCCCCAGCCGCCGCCGCCACCUUGCCAGCUCCAAGCACUUUGCCACCAGCAUUGCCAGCACCAAUGACCCUACCCCCACCAGCCACACUUGCACCAGCACCCGCACCUGCUCCAGCACCUGCCACCGCGCCAGCCGUGCAAGCGGCUGCAGCUGUGGCCCCGGCCUCACCAGCCCCGCAAGGACCACCCUUGAGCACCUUGGCACCGCCGCAACGUCGGCCAGCACCUUUAGCACGGCGUCCAGCAGUCAUGAAGCCCCAAGAUUUGGAGGAGGCAGUUCAAUCGUGGCUAUCGUUGUGGCAAGAUUGCCGAUGCAUUGCGCCAACGCCAGCAGCAUCCGGGGCUUCCGGCCAAGAAGCGGCACGGCUCUUUGUUCUCCGACUGAGCAGUCUGGCGGAGGCUGAGGUGCCUAUCUCUGCAAAUGGCACCUUGCAAAAGCAAGCCCUCGCUCGCUUGGCGCGAGCUGCAGAGGAGGAAUCCCCUGAGGCGCUGUCGCUUCACAUGCGUCUCUCCUUUCUCCACACGCCACUGGGAGGCAGGCCUGAGGUUUAUGGUCACAGUUUCACUGGACCUCGACUUCAAAUCCAACGGGUUCAAAGCCGCGUCAGCGGAAGUGAAGGUCACUUGACGGUGCACGCACUUGCAGAGCCACCGACGCUGUUCUUUUUCCGCUCAGCCAUCACCAGCAAAGAAUUGCGAAUCCUUGUGGAAGUCCUGGCGUUCGAGGAGCCUCCAAGACAAGCAACGGCUGCAGCACCAGCAGUCAACAGGCUUUGGAAGCUGGCAGCUCCAAAAGCCAAGGCCAAACCCAAGGCCGCGCCUAAACCCAAGGCCAAGGCCAAAGCAUUGCCUGGGGCCCCUGGUGCCCCUGAGCCCAGCCUGGACAUGCAGAAGGCCUACAAGGCAAGGGCUGCGGCACCAGGGGGUCGCGCAGCAUCCUCCUGGCCCUUGACGGGUGGACGCUAUCCCCUACCACUCUUUGGCGAUGCGGAGCCAGAGUGUGUGCUGGGAUGGGCCAUGAUCAGUUUUGACCUCGCGACGGAGAGCCGCAGCAUUCCUUCCAACCACGGGCCCAAGCGGCUGCGCCCUGGCCCCCUGCGAGAACGACUGCUUGCAGCUGAGUUUUUCGGAGGCAAGGUGACCCCUGCCAUGGACCAGGAGAUCCAUCGCUUGCUGACGCCUCCAACGACAAAGGCAGCUGCGGCAAAGCCACAGCCGGUGAUUGAGUCCGACCUGCAGGUCAUACCACUGGAUGGCGCCGCCAAGCGCUUGUUGCCCUUGGACUUUCCAGCCGUCACUGAAUCACUUCGCAUGGGCGGUUUGGAAGUCAUGGAGGAUGCUGCUGGUCUUCAAAUUGAUGCUGACUUGAAUCCAAAUGUGGUGGAUCCGGACGUCUUCGUCAGAGGUCUUUUGGUGACCUUCCCCGACAACCUUUGGAUCGACAACUUCUUGAGGGCACUUCCAUCGACUGCAGUCACUGCAGCUGGAGUGCCCGCACCACCCUCCAGCUGGGAACUGGUGGAACUAAACGCUCUCGUUGGUUCUCACAACACCCUGCGAUGGUUGGACGAGCCGCUGCGAGGACUGUCAGACGGCAUGGCAGCGCACUACCCGUUGGAUGACACGGGGCACACAUGGCGCUUGAAAAUGGAGAAGCUUGAGGAUGGCCAGCGGUUUUGGUUUGGUGGGGAAGUCCCUGUGGAAUUUGUGUGUCAUCCCGACUGUGCCGUGGUGGUGGAGCUGGUGGCAGUUUUGCGGACGCCCGGUCCGAUGGCGCAAAUGCUGCAGAACCAGGCGGCUACUGCGCCUUUGCUGGGAGCACAAGUGACACAGGCAACAGACAUCUUCAGGAAGCAAACUUUGGGCUGGACGGUGCUGCUGCCCUUCUAUCACACCACCAGCGAGGGCCUGCUGAAAGCCUGUGCAGCUACUCCUGGUGAGCGUCCGUCCUUGGGCUUCGAUCUAGAGCUUUAUGGCGGCCCUGGCUUAUCCCUGCUGGGUGAAGAGGUGUGGAUGCCUCCUGCGGCACCAGGCAUGACUCUAAGGCCAGAGGAGCUUGGGAAACCCGUGAGACCCGCGGUGUCGGCCUGGAAUCCCAGACUUUUGGAACAUUGGCAUGGAUGGUGGAGUGGGUAUGGUGGGGCCGAAUCUCAGAACAUCGGUGACCUGUUCAAGUGCAAGGCCAGCCGGCUCCGAGCCAACUUCAACUUAUGUGGCGACCGUGUGGUGCAGUGGCUGAGACAGCACGUUCCGUUGCCGCCUCCAGAGACACCGUUGCCGGCAGUUCAGCCAACGCCGAUGUCCACACUGCAGCCAUUGCAGCCGGGCCUACCCGGAACAUUUCUCCAGCCAGCGGUAGACAUAUCUGCAGCUCCAGUUGCCAAGGCAAUCUCGCCUGUCCAGCCAAUUGGCACUGUUCCAAGUGUGCAUCAACCAAUCCCAAGCGUGCCCGGUCAGAAGGGUCUACCAGGGGCGGCUGUACAAGCUGCGCCAGUGGUUGAGAAGAUCUAUUUGAGAGACCAAGCGGUGCAGAGCGAUCCACCCCCCCUCGGCUUUGAUGACAACAUUAUCAAGGAUUCUGCACCCAAGGCUCAAGGCACCGCCACAGCACCGCCUUCGAGGCCCCUGGGCGCAUUGGACCGCGCCCAUUUGUUGAGCGCCGGUGCCCCGCCCAAAGCCAGUGCCGCAGCCAAAGCAGGGGCCAGUCCCUCCGUGGCUGCGGGCGAAAGUGCGCCUGCAAGACGUGAGUUGCGCUGGAAGUUCGAAGAUGAGGACCUGCUCCAAGCUGAUGAAAUCACCCUGGAGCUGGUGGCGCUCAGGAGCUUUGCAGAACUUGAAGGAGAAAGAAUCUACUUCCAAUUGCGUUUCUUCCUCUUUCCUCCUGUGAAGACCACCACGGCCGCUUUGGCUGGGAAGGCUGGAGAAGCGUGUCUACUUCGGAGUGCGGUGACCAAUGAGCGCCUGGCCGUGGUGUACAGCAUGGAUGGCUACAGCGUGAACUCAGUGGCAAGGUCUGCAGCUACAAUUCAUCGACGGUUGGUGGAAUACCUCAGUGCUCGAAGUGUGGACAUUGAAAUUUGGAGCGCGGAUUCAGAGAUGCAGAUUGGAGUCGCUUCAGUGCCCUUAGAGAUGCUGGUGAGACAAGGACAUCAGGUGGCAAAGAUCGAAGGGGAGCAUGCGGUGCUUGAACCCCUGACAGGUGAACCGCGGGGCACCUUGCGGGUUCUACUGGUCAACCGAGGCCAACCCCCGACAGCAUACAAGGAGCUGGCAGCACCUCCGCCACCGCCGCCCGAGGAUGGCAACCCCCAGUCGCCGCCCCCGGCGCCGUCGCCCACCCGCAAGACGCGACAGAAGGUCUCGGCCCUCAUGGAGCCCGGGCAAGAUGCCAUGGUGGGAGGCAUGCAAGGCCUUGCUGGUCAGGGAAGCAUGGCACAAGAGCUGAACCAGAAGAAACACGAGCGUUUGCAGCAGCUGCGAGCAUUGCGACAAGACACUCGCGACAGUGUCUCAGAACACACUGCCCUCCUGGCUGCUGCUGAGUCUGUCCGACAAGAUCGGAAAAGACAAGAAGUAGCCAGGCGCAUGGACCGCUUCAACACGACCCAGCAAUCACUGACUUCCAGCUUUGCAACUCCAUCCUACUUCACCGUGGACUUUACAAACCCCUAUGGACAGCAAGCUACCUUCAACGUGCACGUCCUGGCUCGUGGCGAGAAACCCCAGCCCCCUCCAGAAAUUUUGCCAUCCGUGCCGCCACAAGCACCCUUGCAAGGGGUUCUCGUUGCACCUCCAGAGCAAAAUCUCAUGCUCAUCAAAGACCCCGAGGAGUGGCGUCGCUUGACGGCCCAGGGCUUGCUGCCCACGGCUCCUUCAGGCGACUUCAGCCGCUUAGCAUCGGGAUCUUUCAUCUUGAAUCCCCGAGAGAGUAUCAGCCUUCCAUUUCGAUACCUGGACUUUGACUUUCCAGGUUUGAAUGCUACACCACAGCAGGCCUCAGGCGUUCGCCUGGCAGAGGUGGCUGCUUCGGUGGCAGGUCCAGGCAGCCGUGACUUUCUUGUGGAGGUGGUGCUCCACCAAGGGCCGGUGUUGCGACGUGUUGAGGUUUCAGUGGUCCCACAACCGAGUGUGGUGGAUCGGAAGAUUCGGUACUUCGAGGCAGAGGGUGCUGCAGUCGAGAAGGUCAUGGCUUUGCCACCAGUACCGCAGUCGUCCUCCAGUGGAAGUUGCUAUGUCUACUGCACUAGCAGAAAUGUGCAUGUACAGCGUCGAGAUCAGGCUGGACUGUGCAGCUUUCAUGAUGCCAGGGCAUGGAAGAUCACUGCAACCGCUCGGGCCCUCAUGCGGCCAUCUCGAUCCGAUGGAGCGCUGCGUCGGCCCAUCCGUCAGAUCCUGGAGCCCGUGGCCAAGCGCAUCGCAACACCAACGAUGGCAACGCCGCUGGCCCCCGCUCGGCCCAUUUCAGUGGUUGCAGGUACUUCCAUCGAUCAGAUGCAGAGGCAGCUGCAAAAAGCUGAAGCCAUGUUGAACUGCUGCGUGCAAAGUGUUGAGGCUGCUUGGGAUUUGUCGGCUCAACGACUUACGGAAUUUGAUCAGAAACUGUCAGCACUGGAUGUGCGACUGGUGGAGCUUAGCCAGAAACAAGUGGAUGAUGAAGAGACAGAGGCCCGCCGGCAAACAGCUCGCUUGGUCACUUUGGAGAAUCGUUUGGACGAACUGGUGAAACGCUUGGAGAAUCCUCAGCCUGAACCUCAGCUGAACCUGGAGAGUCUCGACUUUCUGAACCAUCGCGUGGCCAGCCUCUCUGAGCGCCUGGCUGCAGAGGCUCGGGUCCGGGAGGCACAGUUCAGGCGCUUGGAAUCUCUGCUGAGCCAAAGUCAAUGCACUCAGAGCACCGUUGAAUCGGAACCCUUGGCACCCCAUCGCACCCUUGGCACCACAGUGACCAGCGGCGCCACCCUGACGCGAGACUCCUCCAUGCCGACUUUGCCGGGCGCUCGGAGCUCCUUCUUGGAGGUGGUGACCGACGAUGGGCGUUGGAGUGGCGAGUCAGACCGGAGAUACCAUGAUCCAUCCAGAGCCUUCACACCUACCAAGACGUCACACUACCGGCCUUUCACCCCGCGGGUGGAGCCACCUGGUCGUUUGGAGAGCCCAUCUCCCAUCCUGCCGCAGUACCGCCGGGCGGCCUCGGCUUCACCCAGGGUGGCCAGGCGCUUGGAUGCCUCCAUUGAUCCUCCGGGCAGGGGCAACGGCUUGGUGUCCCAUGUGUCGUUGUUACCACGUCACGUCAAGGCACAGGCACAGGAGAAUCCAUCGGCCAAGGCUUGUCAGGUGGAGUAUUUGAUUGCCAAACCGGAACCGGUUGGGCCGGUGUUGGUUCAGACCUUCGCCUUGGAAGAGGUGUCCCUCCGCUUCAUGGCCCCGCAGUCACCCGCAGUGCUUCAAUUCUUUGUGGUCUUCUACGGGGAUGCACACUUCAGCAAUCUGGUUGCCGUGCAACUGGUUGAAGUCCAGGGGCUGCGUACGGAGAAGAUCCGCAUCGUCGUUGGGCAAGGCAUUGAACGAUCAAUUUGUUUGGCCCCGGCAGAGGUGCUUGAUGCGGGCACAGUGCGCUUGCACUCAUCAAAUCCUGAGGCAGUUCAAGUGCAGCCAACAGCAGAGGUCGAUCCUCGCUACGGUGUCAAGUUCAACAUCUUGAUCACUUCCAUGCAGGCUGGAGCAGUGGAAAAGUGA